This is a messenger RNA of Nilaparvata lugens (brown planthopper), 4738 nucleotides long. RefSeq lists its product as uncharacterized. The record is from RefSeq and is a predicted model, not a curated record. Lineage: Eukaryota; Metazoa; Arthropoda; Insecta; Hemiptera; Delphacidae. Gene Ontology annotation, molecular function: calcium ion binding. The transcript is spliced from 7 exons. Bases 34 to 501 code for a protein of 155 amino acids.
AGUAAAAUAGUUAUUUUCAAGGACUCCUAUAAAAUGCAAAUGAAUCAGGUGAUUUACAUUGCUCUGAUGUCGAGCUUUUUCCUAUCAAGUGCUUCUGCUAUGUUUAAAUCAGGAGCUCAAGAAGCUGGCUGGGAAGCGGUUUACAACCUGAUUGACACUAGAGGAAAAGGAUAUAUAACAAUCGAUGAUCUGCCAAAAUUUUUCAAGUCUGAGCAUGGCAUCCAAUUUAAUGGAAACGCCAGAGAAGGAAUUACCAACCUGGUCAGAAGUAAGGGGGGGAAAUUAUAUAAAAACCAGUUCAUUGAAUACCUCAGGAGCAGAGGCCAGCAAAUUACCACUUUGAAAGCUUUACAAAAUGCCUUUCCUGGAAAAUCUAGUGUUUUGGGAAGUGAUUUGAACAAAAAGUUCAAAUUAGAAGGAAGCACAGUCCUCCAAUUUCAUGCCAACGAAUAUUACGGACUACAAGAAGCUGCUAAUAUGAUCGAUGACCUCAUGAAAUAAUAAAACGGAUGAUCGACUAACAUACUAUGAUCAGAGAAUCGAUACUAUAUAUCAAGUAAUAUGAUAGAUUGGUUAUUCUAAGUUAUGAUAUACAUUAUACUUCUUAAAUAAUAUACUUUUACUAUUAUUCGAUGACCUUGAUGUAACGACACUUAGGCAAUCGUAUGUUGUUAAAACCAACUUGCACCUUAAUGAAAAUUUCCGACAUCUUGAGAUCAGAAGAGCAUACCUUACCUUCAAGGAUCAAGACCCGUUUAUUGUCAGAACAUCAAAAACAAUAAUGCAAGACAUCGUCAAAAAAAUAUACAAACAAUCACAGAUUAACAAUAUACCACAGGUCAUAAAAUCACAUCACAUUAUUAAGUAUUUCAAACUGUAAGGUUAGCAGUCAAUUAAAACAAAUUUAACAUCAAUAUAUCAUAGUUCAUAAAAAUUACAAAUUACAUCACAUUAUUCAUACUGUAAGGACAGCAGUCAAUUAAAAUAUUUUCCACACAAAUUUUGAACUGUCUAAUCUCAAGCUCUUUUAUUUCAACUGGUAACUUAUUGUACAUUCUUUUUCCAAACUUAACAAGACUAUUCAACAUAACGUGGUAGUUACACUGAGUCAUUCUGAGUGCUGUAGCCUGUCUAGAAAAAUGACUGUGAACAUUACUAUUGAUUGGAAAAAGGUUUACAUUUUUCUUUGUGUACAUCAAGCAUUCAAAAGCAUACAGUGCUGUAAUUGCCAUGAUUCUUGGUUCUUAAACAAUGAGUCUCACUAUCCUUAUUACAAAUUACUCUAAUAGUUCUAUUUUGUAAUAUAAACAGUUUUCCACAUUUGAAUCUCUCCCCAUGCAACAAUGCCAUAAUUAUGUCAAAUGAGACUGAAUCAAGACUUACAAUAUGCCUAAAUCUGCUAAGUAUAAAAAUACUUCUAGAUACCUGACUACACAGUAAGCUGACAUGUUUUUCCCACUUUGAAUUAUUUUGUAUAAUGUGAUGCCCAGAAACUUCACAUCUAUAUAAUAAGAGAGAGUAGGGUUGUGUUUGUUCGUUUGUUCACAUCAAAACAUGUCAACUUGUGGAUUGCAUACCGGAAAGACGAGAAAGAUUUGGAUCUCCAAAUUUUGCACCUGGAAGCCCAAAUUUCAAUUUUCCUUCUAGAUUCUUCAGAAUAAAUGUUCAAAUUCCAUUAAUGGUACAUACGAUUUCAUAAAAAAUCACCAAAUCAUAAGGUCGAAAUUGAAAAAGGAAGAUCUGUUUCUAUUAUUUCUUUCUACCUGAUACCACUUAAACUCAAUAAUAGAUUAUUGUUUUGAUAAUUGAUAAAUAUUUUUAUUAUAAAUAUAAUAAUAGUUUUGUUUUGAUAAUUAAUGAAUAUUUUAAUUCCACAAAAUCUGUAUAAUAAUAUGGUGGAUGUGAAACAGCUGCAUCAAAGAAAUUAUCUCAAAAACAUCUGUUUAGAAAAAACUUUCCCCCAGUUGCUCGUACGUCGGUUAACGUUUAAUCGCGAUAAAAUGCUAUACUUUAAUUAUUGAGAUUAGCGCUAACCGAUGCAUUUUUGUUGCACAAAAAAGAAAUUUCAAGCGAUAACGCCGAUUAAAUUAAUGACGUAAAAAAUUUUAACAAGCCAUUCACGGGGGAUUAAAUCCAACGCCGAUUAGGUACCUACUGAUAGCUGUCUUCCAAAAUUAGUUUUUGGUAAAAAACUAAAGUAUGAGCUAAAUAUAUAUAUAAAGAUAAAUAAAUAUAAUAUGUGGAUAGGAAAAUUAUGUUUGAUGCAUCAUCACGUGUGAACUACUGGACUGAUUUACUUGAAAUGCUGUUUAUAUAUUCUUAAUCAACCGAUGAUUCUUAUAGUCCUAUUUUCAAUUCUUCUAGAUUUCAUUACGUCAGGUUUUAAAAUAGACCCUUGCGAAGCACGGGUUACCUGCUAGUGUUUAAUAUUACAUCGGCCACUUAAAUCAAAUUCUGACAACUAUGUGUUUUGUCUUUGUUGAGACAAAGAGAGUUUGCAGCUGUCCAGUCUUCGAUAGUUGCAUUGAUAAAAGUUAGGAUAUUCAUGUUGUCAAAUAAUUUCUCAAACUUGACUUGUACUGCUAGAUCAUUAGCAAACAUAAACGCCCUGACAUCACUAUCACUCAUUGCUGUUGGCAGGCAGCACUCAGGACUUACCCGUCCAGCAACGUCAAAUCAUUUUAUGUCAACCUAUCUACAUGUAGAAGAAAAUUAUCUACGGAAACUUAAGAAAACUACCUGUAGACACUAGUUCACAUACCACUGUAAUCUACUUUCUAAUAAAAUUUCUUUCCAAUUCAUCAGUAAAAAUGUCACAUAAAUCCUCUUGAAGGAAAUAAAUCACUGGACUGAACAGCACAUAUUAGCCUACUUCUUAUUACUUAAAGUUUAAUAACCAUUAUUAUAACAAGUAUACGAUUAUGUAAAGCCCAAGAAAAUAUAAUAGGACCUUAUAUUUAUUGUACUCUGUGGUAAAACCGAAGUUAGAGUAUUAUAACUUCUUUUUAUUUGUCUCCACAAAUGUAAAAGUUAAUUUUGAACUUGCAGCAGACGCUUAGGUUUUCCUUGCCGGCAUACCCACAAACAGACUUUUUCAGUCUAUGUGGGCAAUUACUAUUUCAUUAUCAGGGUAUUGGUAUGCUGCACAUUCACCGUAAUAAUACAUUUCCGUAUAAUAUUGAUAGAUAUAUAAUCUAUAAUAAUAAUAGUAUUUAGUAAUAGUAAUAAUGGUUUUAUCAAAGUAAUAGAAUAAUUCCCACUAUUAUGUAUUGCGUUAUUUUAUUUUAAUUUGAAUUUGUUGUAGUUACUAUACCCUGUGCAUGUAUUAUAUCCUAUAAUAUAUUGUAUUAUUUUAUGGGAAUAAAUAAAUUCAAUUCAAUUCAAUUCAAUCCAAUUCAAUUCAGUGGAAAAAAGUGAAAUUUAUUCUGUUCUAUUGUAGUAAAAUACUCAUUUGAUUAAAUUGUAUUGUUAAAUUAAGGUCACUUUCAGAUAUCUGAGAUAUCUUUUGUAAUGUUAUUCUGGCAAAUGAAUUAUUCAAUUGUUUCAAUUGUAUUGUAAAAUUGAGAUUAUUUUUAGAUAUCUUAUGUUAUGUUAUUUUAGCAAAUAAAUUAUUAUUAUUAUAGUCUUCAAUGUUUCUUUCCAUUACAAACUGCUUGUUGAUAAUCACUUUUAAAUAUUCAAAUUGCGACAUAGCAGUCUAUUUUGUUCUAUUGUAAAAUGUAAUGUUAUUUUGGCCCAAGAAAAUAUAAUAGGACCUUAUAUUUAUUGUACUCUGUGGUAAAACCGAAGUUAGAGUAUUAUAACUUCUUUUAAUUUUUCUCCACAAAUGUAAAAGUUAAUUUUGAACUUGCAGCAGACGCUUAGGUUUUCCUUGCCGGCAUACCCACAAACAGACUUUUUUAGUCUAUGUGGGCAAUUACUAUUUCAUCAUCAGGGUAUUGGUAUGCUGCACAUUCACCGUAAUAAUACAUUUCCAUAUAAUAUUGAUAGAUAUAUAAUCUAUAAUAAUAAUAGUAUUUAGUAAUAGUAAUAAUGGUUUUAUCAAAGUAAUAGGGAUAAUUCCCACUAUUAUGUAUUGCGUUAUUUUAUUUUAAUUUGAAUUUGUUGUAGUUACUAUACCCUGUGCAUGUAUUAUAUCCUAUAAUAUAUUGUAUUAUUUUAUGGGAAUAAAUAAAUUCAAUUCAAUUCAAUUCAAUUCAAUCAAUUCAAUUCAAUUCAAUCAAUUCAAUUCAAUUCAUUCAAUUCAAUUCAGUGGCAAAAAGUGAAAUUUAUUCUGUUCUAUUGUAGUAAAAUACUUAUUUGAUUAAAUUGUAUUGUAAAAUUGAGAUUAUUUUUAGAAGUCUUAUGUAAUGUUAUUUUGGCAAAUAAAUUAUUCAAUUGUUUUAGUUGUAUUGUAAAAUUGAUAUUAUUUUUAGAUAUCUUAUGUUAUGUUAUUUUGGCAAAUAAAUUAUUAUUAUAGUCUUCAAUGUUUCUUUCCAUUACAAACUGCUUGUUGAUAAUCACUUUUAAAUAUUCAAAUUGCGACAUAGCAGUCUAUUUUGUUCUAUUGUAAAAUGUAAUGUUAUUUUGGCAAAUAGAUGAUUCAUUGAUUUAAUUGUAUUGUAGAAUUGAGAUUAUUUUUAGAUGUCUUAUGUUGAUUUGAACUUAGUUGAUUUGAUUUGAUUGUAAAACUGAAAUUAUUUUCAGAUUUCUUAUGUAAUGUUGUUUUGGCAAAUAAAUUAUUAUUAUUAGCAUUAUA